GCAUGCGCCCCUUCGGAACCGUGCGCUAGCCAGCCAAUAGGAGAGGCGGAUGGGAGAGCGGAGGGGGCGGGCUUCCGCCGUGACAAGAAGAGGCCCUUAGGGGGAACCGGAAGCAGGUGCGAGGAAGGAAGGAAGGGAGCAGAGGCAGCGGCAGGAUGUCUUCUGGAGCUUUAUUUCCAAGCCUGGUACCAGGCUCCCGGGGCUCAUCUAGCAAAUACUUGGUAGAGUUCCGUGCAGGGAAGAUGUCUUUGAAAGGAAGCACUGUGACACCAGACAAGAGAAAAGGUCUUGUGUACAUCCAGCAAACAGAUGACUCCCUCAUUCAUUUCUGUUGGAAGGACAGGACUUCUGGGAAUGUGGAAGAUGACUUAAUUAUUUUUCCUGAUGACUGUGAAUUUAAGAGAGUUCCUCAGUGUACUACUGGCCGUGUAUAUGUGUUGAAAUUUAAAGCUGGAUCCAAGCGACUCUUCUUCUGGAUGCAGGAACCCAAGACAGAGAAAGAUGAAGAACACUGCCGUAAGGUGAAUGAAUAUCUCAAUAAUCCACCAAUGCCAGGAGCUCUGGGUGGCAGUGGAAGUGGAGGCCAUGAACUUUCUGCUCUUGGAGGUGAAGGUGGCUUGCAAAGUCUUCUAGGAAACAUGAGCCAUAACCAGCUCAUGCAGCUGAUUGGACCAACGGGCUUAGGUGGACUUGGUGGCCUUGGUGCACUCACAGGUCCUGGCUUGGCUAGUCUGCUGGGAAGUGGAGGGCCCCCAACUAGCAGUUCUUCUUCAAGCUCUCGCAGCCAGUCAGCAGCUGUGACACCAUCUUCCAGUACUUCUUCCACACGGGUAACGCCUGCACCUACUGCUCCUGCAGCUGCUUCUGCCGCUAGUCCCAGUCCUGCUCCAAGCUCAGGAAAUGGAACCAGCACCGCAACAAGCCCUACCCAGCCCAUCCAACUGAGUGACCUCCAGACUAUCUUAGCAACCAUGAAUGUGCCAGCUGGAGCAGGAGGGCAGCAAGUUGACCUGUCCAGUGUAUUGACCCCUGAAAUAAUGGCGCCUAUUUUGGCAAAUACAGAGGUUCAAGAGCGCCUGCUGCCUUACCUUCCUUCGGGGGAAUCUCUGCCACAAACAGCAGAGGAGAUCCAGAAUACGCUGACUUCUCCACAGUUCCAGCAGGCACUGAGCAUGUUCAGCGCAGCCUUGGCUUCUGGACAGCUGGGACCUCUAAUGAGUCAAUUUGGUUUACCACCUGAAGCAGUAGAUGCAGCAAACAAAGGGGAUGUAGAGGCCUUUGCAAAAGCAAUGCAAAACAAUGGCAAAUCUGACCAAAAGGAAGGAGACUCAAAGGACAAGAAGGAUGAAGAGGAAGACAUGAGCUUAGAUUAAGUCUCUCGACUGUGUCCUGUGGGUUCCCCUAGAUACUAACAUGGAGAAAAGUAGGAUCACUAGCUAACUUCAUGUACUGAAUCUAUAAGUAAAGGAUCUCUCUGCCAAA
This is a messenger RNA of Sceloporus undulatus (fence lizard), 1482 nucleotides long. RefSeq names its product ADRM1 26S proteasome ubiquitin receptor (gene ADRM1). Bases 156 to 1373 code for a protein of 405 amino acids. The record is from RefSeq and is a predicted model, not a curated record. Gene Ontology annotation, molecular function: endopeptidase activator activity; ubiquitin binding; proteasome binding. Gene Ontology annotation, cellular component: nucleus; cytoplasm; proteasome regulatory particle, lid subcomplex. The transcript has 10 exons. Gene Ontology annotation, biological process: ubiquitin-dependent protein catabolic process. Lineage: Eukaryota; Metazoa; Chordata; Lepidosauria; Squamata; Phrynosomatidae.